AUGGAAGGAAAAGUCAGAAAUAUGCUAGUGUUUUCCUUGCUUCUUUCUCCUACACUUCUGAUCUUUCGCUUUCCCUAUCUCUUCCAGUAAGAUAACUUGUUCCACCUUUAUUUUCAGGCUCACCCAUAACCACUGUCUCAUGCCUGCUGCUAUUGGUGACUGGUUUCUUCCAUUUCCUCAUGCUCCCCCUCACUGAAGGUGUGUUGAUCUAGUGGGAAAAGAUAAAUUUAGAGAAGCAGAAAAAUUGUUACAUGUGCCCUGUUCAAGGGAGCAGGGGAAGGCAGUGAGGGAAGCUACUGUCAGUCUUUUAUACUUAAUAGACCUCCCACUACUGUGGUCCUUUAAGGAUAGCCAGCCAAAAACACCUCAUGGAGCUCAUGUGGAGUGGGAACAGGGCAAGAAUGGUGGCUAGGGGGAAGAGGUUAGGGAUGCAUUGCCCCCAUCUCCUUAUGGACCUCCUAAGGUGAGAUCUCCCAGUAAACCUGAGGAGGAAUAUUGGCCCCUCUCUACAGCUUUAGGGACAUGUUAGGUCCCUCACAUGGCAUGUUAGGCCCACAAGACAUGUGGAACUUGUUAUGCCCCCUCAACUGCCUUUGGGUAGGAAAAUGAUCCCAUUUUCCAUUGACAAGCCUUCCUAGCAAUAGGGUUGCCUUGUGAGGUCUAACUAAGGUAACGGGACAGCAGUUGAUGUGUAUACUUAGACUCCCGAUCCAGCAAAACCCUAAAUCUUAAACUUUACUAGGCCCACUGGCUUUACUAGGACUGAAGUCAGGCAUGUGCUUGUGCUUUGCUUGUUUGUGUCCUUAAUAGCUUGGAUUAGAUGGUAUUUUAUAACAAAAUUACAACUUCAUAAAGAAAUUUAACUUCAUUUUUGGUCCUAAAGUCCAAAUCUCAACCUGGUUAUUCAGACUGACCAGACUGAUCUUCCCUCUCCCCUCCACCCCCAACCUCUUUUUUUCCAGUCUUUAGACUGUCUUGCUUUAGAGUGUCUUGGUUAAGUCAUUUAUCUGAUUGUUGUCAAAUUUGGAUAAAAAUAAACAUGUACCCUGGCCCUGACCUAAACUGCAAAUUUUGAGGCCAACAUGUAAGUCGCACGUUUGCUUUCAAGCUGAAAUAUGGGGUGGCUGCUGACUAUCACAAUACUGGUUACACAGAGCCUAGCUUACAUUCAUGCUGCUUUUGCUCUUCAGUGACUUCCCUGUUUUUCAUUAUUGGUAGAAAUAAUAAAUAUAGAUCCCAAUAACUGAGCAAAUGACUUGCCAACAAAUUCAGGGACAUCUCAAUCAAAAAAGGGGACAGUAAAAUCAAUGUGUGGUUCCUAAUCUGUAAUGCAGAGAUUGUCAAAUCCCUCAAGACUUCCUUUUCAAAAUGUACAAUAUGUAAAACCUGUUUAGGAUUUGGAUUGGUAUAGUCACAGAAACUGUGUGGUGCUGCUGCCUGUAUGCAGUAUGUGCUAGUGUGUAUGCUUGGCAGUGGCACAAAGGGAGGCAGUUGAUGAUAUUCAUAGGAUUAAAGGCCUGAUUCCUGAGGACACACUUGGUUGGAUGCAAUUACAAUGCCUCUCAGGCAUUUGAUACCAGACACCCCUUGACAAACUGUUUGAGCAGACGCGAGUCGCAGCAUCCUAUUGUGAGUGAAUGAUGGCGGAGCUGGCUGGCUUGUCAUCAUUCUCGAAAAUUCUGUGGCCAGUGAACUCCCUCUUCCUCUCCCACUCGCCCUCUUUUCCUUUUCACCACUGCAGGGACUUUUUCUAAUUUGCAGUUUUCCUUUUCCUGACGUACACAUGGUAGAUACAAGCUGGUGGCUUGCAGACUGCGUCUGUCUGGAGAUAGGCAGCAAGCUGAUGGAUAAUAAUGCUCCAGGAGAAUGAUUAUGCAGCAGUUAUUUAAGGAUAGGCUUUUUGGGGUAUGGCAGCGCAUGAGCUGAUUCGUCAGCCUGCAUACACUAAUUUGACGCACUGACUAGGAUUUGCUUUUUCACAGAUCAAAAAAGGAGCCAGAGAGUCUUCCUGGUUCUUUAACAAUUGGACACAGCAGCCUUGACCCUCUACCAUCUGCUUAAAAAGGACAGGUGGUAAAGGAGAGGAAAUAUGGCAGAUGAUAGGAAGGAGGAAGCCAAGGCACCACACUGGACCUCAAGUCAACUAGCAGAGGCUUCUUCACACCCACAUUCUCCAGAAAUUAAAGAGCAAGCUGGUGCAGGUGCCGGACUGGUCAGAAGUGCCAAUGGAUUUCCAUACAGGGAGGAUGAGGAAGCAAGCUAUGGUGAACGUGAGCAACCAGGCACAUAUUCUAGAACCAAAGAGAACGGGAUCAAUGGAGAACUAUCUACAGGAGACAGAGAAACAGCAGAAGAAGUUUCUGCAAGAAUAGUCCAAGUAGUAACAGCUGAAGCUGUAGCAGUCCUGAAAGGUGAACAGGAAAAAGAAGCCCAGCACAAAGACCAGCCUGGACUGCCUUUAGCAGUUGAAGAAUCAGCUAAUCUGCCUCCUUCCCCACCUCCAUCACCAGCCUCAGAACAGACUGGAACACUGGAUGAAGAAGAAGAAACAGUACACAGUCCAAUGGCCGAGGAAAAGAAACCAGCAGCCCUUCCUGGAAAGGAACUGGGGAAAGAGAAUAGGCCUGCUGAACCUUCAGACCAGGCAAAGGGCCUCAUUGAGGGCCAGCUGGAUUCUGGGUCGGAGGCCAAAGUGUAUCACGAAGACAGAGUGCUAAGUGCUGCACCCACCUGGGAAAGAGUAACAGUUGUCCAGGAAGUGUCCUUGAAAGUGAAAGCACCUUCCUUGGCUGAGGAAGAUUUACUUACAGCCUCGAAGAUGGAAAUCCAAGACCAGGAGGGCACAGGCCCUUUCACAGCUGAGCCAUUAGACACAAAGGAACGUGAAUCAGAGAAAGACAUUAAGACUGGUGAGCAACCUAAACAUGAUGCCUUAGUUCCACAGCCAGCAAAAACAGAGGAUACAGAUAAAAAGGAAUCUCGUGGAAAAGAAGAGGGAAUGCUUCCCACUUUCUCACAAACUUUGGAUACCGAUCUGCAAAAGAAAGGAGAAGUAAGUUCCACAGAACCUGAUUCAACUGCAAAACCUUCUGUCUCUCAAGAACAAAGGGACUUGUCCACUGAACAACCAAAAGAGAGUAAAGCAGAUGAAAGGAGUAUGGAUGACUCAAUACCUUCAAGCCAAAUGAUUCCCUUAAAAUAUAAAGAUGACUUUAAAGAUGUCCAAGAUCACGUCUCCAUGCAAGGAAUAAGUUCUUUACCACCAGAAUCCGAAGUUGAUGUGUCAGAUACUGUCAGAAAAGAAGCUCCUUCAGAAACAUCACCAGCUGUCCCACAGAAAUAUCAGAUUGAAGACAGUUACAAAAUAAAACAAGACUCUACUGAACAACAAAUUGCCAAAGAUUUCUCAAGAGAGGAGGAACGGAUCUCCAAAGACAAAAUAGAAACUCUAGAGGCACAAGGAGUCUCAGCAGUGACUGUAGAUGCCCCAAUUGCAGAGGAAAGGUCCACCCAGAAAUUUUCUACUUGGGGGGAAGAAAAGGACAUGACAAGAGAUGAGAGUGAUGAAGAUGAAAGAUAUGAUUUCCUUGAUGGACAGAAGUCCAAGGUAUUAGAUGACAGUAAUUUUUUUACAAAGUCUGAAGAGAAAGGACUUGCUGCAGACAAAGAAAUUGUUCAAAAGGAAGGUGAAACUAAAAAGUCACCUGAUAGUCUCAAAACAGAAAAAGAAAUGGAUCAAGCUGAAGUUUCAGCAGCAAUAGAUGCCAAAAAGGAAGAACAGGCAAGCAUAAAGGCCCCCACAAGCACAUUAAGCCAUGAAUCUGUAGAUAAAGUUCAGUUAUCUAAAACAGCAGAGAAAGCUCCUGAUGCUCUAAGCUUAACAGGUGAAAAAGGUCCAACUCAAGAAUUUUCUCAUGAAAAAGAUAUAAAAAAGGAUACUAAGGAAGAUAAUAUCUGUAUUGCAGAGUCAGCUACUCAUGAAAUACAAGCAGAAGAGGAUAGGUCAGGAAUGUCAAAGUAUUUUGAAACAUCUACUUUGAAAGAAGAAGCAAUAAAAAGUGACGUUCAGAAGCAAGGCAGUGAUUACUAUGAACUAAGUGAUACUAAAGAAAGUGCAUACGAACCUUAUCAUAUAGAUUCUGUAUUGUCUAAAAAAGAGGAAGAUGAAUUAGAGUCAGAAACAGAUCAACACCCCAGUGCUCAUGAAAUAGGGUACAGUACUCUUGCUCAUACUUUUCCAUCUGACAACUCAGAGGAACCCAGUUCACCAGAAAGAAUGUUCACUAUUGAUCCCAAGGUAUAUGGGGAUAAGAGAGAUAUCCAUAAUAAAAAUAAAGAUGAUUUGACUCUAAGCAGGAGCUUAGGACUUGGAGGUAGAUCUGCAAUUGAGCAGAGAAGUAUGUCAAUUAACCUGCCAAUGUCUUGUCUGGAUUCUAUAGCUCUAGGAUUUAGCUUUGGUCGGACACAUGAUCUGUCUCCACUAGCUUCAGAUAUUCUGACUAAUACUAGUGGGAGCCUGGAUGAAGGUGAUGACUACUUGCCAGCAACCACCCCAGCAUUAGAGAAAGCCCCUUGCUUCCCUAUCGAUAGCAAAGAUGAUGAUGAUGAUGAGAUUGAAGAGGAGAAAGCCAUGACAGAAGAAAACAUUCAGGCUGAAUCCCUGGUUGAGUCACCUUUCCUGGCUAAAGAUUAUUACAAAAAUGGGACUGUAAUGGCUCCUGACUUGCCUGAAAUGUUGGAUCUAGCUGGCACAAGGUCUAGAUUAGCUUCUGUGAGUGCUGAUGCAGAGGUGGCUCGAAGGAAAUCUGUUCCUUCUGAUGCUGUUGUAGAAGACAGUGGUACAACCCUGCCUCCUGUGACUGAUGAAAACCACAUAACCCUAAAAGCUGAAAGUCAGCUGGAAGAUUUAGGCUACUGUGUCUUCAAUAAAUACACAGUUCCACUUCCUUCUCCAGUCCAGGACAGUGAAAGUUUAACUGGUGAAACAUGCCCUUUUUAUGAAGGCACAGAUGAAAAACUGAGAAGAGGUCUACCAGCUGACCUGUCUUUGAUAGAAGUCAAGUUGGCAGCAGCUGGAAAGUCCAAACCAGAAUUUGGUGGUGAAUUUGCUAGUGAACAAGACUUGAGCCAGCAUAUAUCUGGUGACUCAAUGGUCCUGGUAAGGGAAUAUGAGCAGGAGAAGAAAGGUGCUGAUAAGCUAGAUACUCUGCUAGAAAAAAGUGAAGAACAGGCUGAUUCUAAAGAAAUGGAUGCCAUUAAAAGUAAAGAACAUGAGAAAAUGAGGCCUGAUGCAAUUAUUGAAGUGAAAGAAGAAGGUUUGGUUGAUAAACUUCAUAUAGCUGGGUCAGACAAUGCAUUAGCUAAAGUGAUCACCAAAGAAAAAGAUAUUGUUUCUUUAUUUAUUGAGAAGGAGGAAAAGUCUCUUAGUGUUGUUCCAGAGGUGGCUGAGGCAGAAACACCACAAAAACCAGACUAUGAUGCUAUAAAACAUGAUCUGGAUGUUGCUGCAAGGCAAGUAGAUGAAGAAUAUCAGCGUCAACUAGAUAAUAAGAUCAGUGCAUUUGUUAUACCUGCUUCAGGGCAGGACAAAGCUUAUCUAAAAGGAGCAGACUCUGAAAUACAAGAAGCUCCAAAAGACCAGACUUCAUUAUCCAAGGAACCAAAAGAGGCAGAUGUUCUCUCAAGGACUGAGCCUACUCAUGUAAAGGACAGCACCAAACCAUCUGAAACUGAGAUCAAGGAGAAAGUAACUAAGCCUGAUCUGGUGCAUCAGGAAGCAGUUGAUAAAGAAGAAUCUUAUGAGUCUAGUGGAGAACAUGAUCAGACCCAAGAGGGCUUGAAUGAAGAAUCUCUAAAACCAGAUGACAACAAAACAGAAUCUCAGAAACCUUCUGUGUCAGAAGAAGAUAUUACAUCAAAAUGGCCAGCGAAGGAGCCUCCCCUUGAGUUCCCCAUUUCCGAAGCUGAGUCUGCGCAGGAGGAGACAGCUGAAAUCCAAAUGGAGAGCAUACCACAACCUAAAGAAGAAGCUCCUGAUGCAGCUGCAAGACCCAUGGAAACCACAGAGCAGCUGCCAUAUGGUCUAACAGCUGAGACUCCAAAAGGAGAAGAGCAUGAAGAAGGAGGAGGAGAGGAGGAGAAGGAAGAAGAGAAGCAACAGUUCGUAAGAGAAAUGCCUCAAGAAGCAGACUUGAAGACAGCUGCCAAAGAAGAAGUGCCAGCUGAGGCCGGCUUAGAGGAAAUGCCUGAACUAAAAGGAGUUAUUGAGUCUGUUGUCACUGUUGAGGAUGACUUCAUCACAGUGGUGCAGACAACUGUGGAUGAGGGUGAAUCUGCUUCUCACAGCGUGCGCUUUGCUGCCGCACAGCAGGAAGAACUGGAAACAGGAGACUCUCAGCCUGAAGAGGAAGUGGAUAUGGAGGAACCAGCUGAUAGCCAAGCAGAACUCAAAGAAGGCUCGCCAGAAGCUCCUGCCUCACCUGAGAAAGGAGAAAUCCUGCUUACUGAUUAUAAGACUGAGACAUAUGAUGAUUACAAAGAUGAAACAACUAUCGAUGACUCCAUCAUGGACACAGACAGCCUCUGGGCAGAUACUCAAGAUGAUGAUAGGAGCAUCAUGACAGAACAGUUAGAGACUGUUCCUAAAGAGGAGAAGGCAGAGAGAGAAUUGCGAAGAUCAUCUCUCGAUAAACAUAAAAAAGAGAAACCUUUUAAAACUGGGAGAGGCAGGAUUUCUACUCCUGAAAGGAAAAUAGCUAAAAAGGAACCUAGCACACUCUCCAGAGAUGAAGUGAGAAGGAAAAAAGCAGUGUAUAAGAAAGCUGAACUUGCUAAAAAAACUGAAGUUCAGGCCCACUCUCCCUCCAGGAAAAUCAUUUUAAAACCUGCUAUCAAAUAUACUAGACCAACUCAUCUCUCCUGUGUUAAACGGAAGCAGACAGCGGCAGGUGGUGAAACAAAUCAGGCUCCUGGUGUAUUUAAACAAGCCAAGGAAAAACUUUCAACUUCCUCUUUGUCAAAGAUUCCUGCCUCAAAGUCUAGAGCAAAGUCAAUGCUUCCUCCAAGACCCAGCUCAGCUUGCUCACUAACUACUAAAAGAGCUACUUUUCUCGAUACAGACAGUUAUUUUGUACGGCCCUCCUCAGCGGGCCCAAGAGACUGCUUGCCAUACUCAAAAUCAGAUACUAAGGAUGGAGUAACCAAGAGUCCAGAAAAGCGUUCAUCUCUACCAAGACCUUCCUCCAUCCUCCCCCCUCGGAGAGGUACCUCAGGAGACCGAGACAGAGAUGAGAACUCUUUCUCCCUCAAUACCUCUAUUUCUUCUUCAGUACGACGGACCACCCGAUCAGAGCCAAUUCGUAGCAGAACAGGAAAAAGCGGCACUUCUACACCCACGACUCCUGGAUCUACUGCGAUCACUCCUGGUACCCCACCUAGCUACUCUUCGCGUACCCCAGGGACUCCUGGGACGCCCAGCUAUUCCAGGACACCCCAUACUCCUGGAACUCCCAAGUCUGCUAUCCUAGUGCCCACUGAGAAGAAAGUAGCCAUCAUACGCACUCCUCCCAAAUCUCCAGCAACACCCAAGCAGCUACGAGUUAUUAAUCAGCCUCUGCCGGACCUCAAGAAUGUCAGGUCCAAAAUUGGAUCAACAGAAAAUAUCAAGUACCAGCCAAAAGGGGGACAGGUUAGGAUUUUAAACAAGAAGAUCGAUUUUAGCGAUAUUCAGUCCCGAUGUGGUUCCAAGGAUAACAUCAAACAUUCUGCAGGGGGAGGAAAUGUACAAAUUGUAACUAAGAAGAUAGACCUGAGUCAUGUCACUUCCAAAUGUGGCUCCCUGAAGAACAUCCGUCAUAAACCAGGUGGGGGGCGUGUGAAAAUUGAAAGCGUGAAGCUGGAUUUCAAAGAAAAGGCUCAGGCUAAAGUUGGUUCACUUGAAAAUGCCCACCAUAUACCUGGAGGUGGUAACAUCAAGAUUGACAGCCAGAAGCUAAACUUCAGAGAGCAUGCUAAAGCCCGUGUAGAUCAUGGGGCUGAAAUCAUUACGCAGUCACCAGGCAGAUCCAGUGUGGCUUCUCCUCGCAGACUCAGCAAUGUCUCAUCCUCUGGAAGCAUCAACCUGCUUGAAUCCCCUCAGCUUGCUACCCUUGCUGAAGAUGUCACGGCAGCCCUAGCUAAACAGGGCUUAUGAAUUUGCUUCAUUUAGCAGUGUAUGAAGUAAUAAUAUUUAGGCAUGAGCUCUUGGCAGGAAUGGGCUCAGAGCAGGUGUUACAUUCAUUCUUUACCAUGUCUAAAAUUAAGUCACAUCCCAAGACUGUAGUAACUAUACAAUAAAAAAAAAUGAAAAAAAAUAGAUACAAAAAUUGGCCUGAUCUCCAUUUACAGCAGGAAGACACUGGCUUUACAUGGGUAUACAAUCAAAGUAUAUUAUAUUGGACAAUUAUUGUUGCUCUGCUCUGUCUUGCAUGGAGUACCGUACUAUGAUAAAAUGCAUUUUUACCUUUCAUGUGCCUGAAGGCUGUCCACCUCUUUCUGAAGAGCCUUGUUAAUAUCCCAAGUUGCUCAUUUCACUGUUCUGUUGAUAGGUGGGAGAAAAAAAAGUUGCCCACUGUAAUUUAUUACAGGUUAAAUUAAACUGAAGAAUCCACUUAUCAGAAGGAAGGGCAUAUAAAGAAAAUCAAGUUUAAUUAAAGUGUUAUUUUGUAUAAAUGGGUAGAAGAAAGAUUGAAUUAAGUUAUUAACAUUUUUGGGCCUGGUUAACCCUGUCAGUGUAUAGCUGAUUCCAAUAAAUUAUUUAACUAAUAACUAAAAAUAGUAGUUGAAAAACACUUGAACCAUGCUUGAGGAAGUGACAUGGAAAAGCUAUCGAAAGGGAGCACUUCCAUUCCAAUGGACUUGUGUCUGAUUAGAAUGUUGGUUAAGCGGCUAGAUUUGUGUACACACUACCGGUUUCACAUCCUUUCCAUCUGUUUGAUACAGUAUUAUAGAUAUAUAUAUUUCUCUGUGGCCAUUUGUGAUACGCCCUCAUAUACUUGAAUAUUAUACUUCUUUAUUCACAGUAUCUGUGUCUCUUGCACCCUUUGGUGUUGCAAUUUUAGGUAUGUAAAAGUAGAUGUUAGCAGGGUUUUUUUCCCUAUUCAGAAAAAUACAUUAAAAAAAAUGACAAAAAUUUUAGCAUGAAUUGCUUUCUGUAACAACUAAAAGCCGUGACCCUGUUUUAGUGCCAGAUGCAAGUCUCUUCUGUGAUGCUAGAAAAAUAAUUCCUUCCCUCCCCCUUUUCUUCACCAAGACUGAUUUUGUGGGGUCCAGAUGUUUGUAAAAGGGUCUCCAAAGAGGUGGGUUUAGAUUUUGGAUUUUUAAAAAUCCAAAAAUAGUUUGGUUUUGGCAUUUUUAAAAAUUCCUGUAGUAACAAUGAAUACUGGAUUUAUUUAUUCUUUUUUCUUUUGCUAAAGUUGAAACACAGAAUAAGAGUAUUAGGGUGUCAUUCUAGUCCUUCAGUGAUGUCUUAUGUAUAUGAUCAGGUGCUCAGUAAUAAGCACUGUAGAACAUGCCUAUAAAUUAUAAUAAAUAAAUAAAUAAAAUAAAAUAAAAUAAAUAAAUAAAAUAAACAUCCUAGACUGGGUCACUAUGAUGACCGGAUAGAUAAUAGGGUAUCUUUAAAUCUGAACCAACUGAGAUUAUAUUGACUAUAAAAAGUAUAAGACAAAGUGUGAAUUAAAAGAAAAAGGCAGAGAGAGAUAAACAUCACAUCUAAUGGAGUUACUUGUAAGGAUUCCAGUGCUACCUUAUGGACACUAAGAAAACACUGAAGGUAAUAUGGUACUAUUAUUCAUCAGUGGAUAAUAAUCUGCUGAUGUUAUAUAUAAUAGACAUUAUGAAAUGACCAGUUUACACACUUGCAGAAUGGUGUUUUCCUUUUGAAAUCUCCAGAUAACAUUUGCACAGUUAGCUAAGCUAUACAUGAACCAUGAGUUGGAAGCUUUUGAGUAUUCUAUCUGUUCUUUUUACUUCUUAUUUGUACAUGAAUGUGUGGAUCAGGGACUGAUCUGAAAAGAUGCAUAGUCAGAGAAGAUUUUUCGUCUGUGGAGAAGAAUUGUUAUAAUUAAUAGAACAGGAUGCCACAUAAUUAAAUUCAGGUAGAAAACUGUACAAAUAUUAACAAUAAAUGUUUGAGGUGUACGAAGAUUUUAGCUAAGCAAUUCCCAAAAGUAUGAAAAUUAAUUAUUUAGCUAAAACUCCAGGUACCUUACUGACAGUAAAUUCUUAAAUACAUCACACUUCAACUCUGCAAAAAGCUUUUUCACACUACAAAGUACCUAAUGCUGUUUAGAAAUCUGUAAUUUUAUACAAAAGCUAAUGAGCUUAGACAUCAAGUUACAUACAUCAAGAGGAUUCUGGCUUCUGCCUUGCAGUUUCUGUACUGAUGCUUAGAAUAAGCAUAAGAAUUGACAUGGAAAUAUUGUACCAUGUGGUGUAACAAAAUCCUUUGCCAUUUUUUAAAACAAAACGAGAUGGGAAAACAGUAUUUUUGAACAUGUUGCUGUGUCUGUAGCAUCAAUUAAUGCAAAUUAGAUUUGCACUGUUUUUAUUAUGUGUUUUGCCAGUGUUAGAGAGAAACUAAGGUACUGCUGAACCUCACCUUCACUGCAGCUGAGCACCAGCAAGGCAGAACAGUGUUUAACCUUCAACUUAAGUAUUUUCAUUCUCCUUUUAAAAUUAACAUACUAUAAAUCAUUAACUUGAGUCAGUACAUAGACAACAUCCAAAGUUAGAUUGGUGCGAUACACUUGGUUACUUACUUCAUGCAUUGAAAUGAGCUUCCUUGUCUUAAUUCAAGCAAAGACCUUGUAAUCAGUAACUGUCCUUCCAUGGCAAGCAUUAUAGAUCUUUUGUGGAGUUAAAUGAAGAUAAAAGAAAUGAAGAGUUUUCACUGUUGAAUAAAGAGCAGUUGUGUUACAUGACUCAAGGUGUUCAUUGAAAAAGCUCCUCAAAAUCUUAAUUUCUGAAGAAGAAUGUUGUUGUGUUAAAAAAAACAACUUUGUAAGCAUCUGAUGCCCACAUUGAAAAGAAAAUAUAUCCAAGAUUCUAGAAAGCACAUCUUUAAUAUUUUGAUUCUACUGGUAGGUAUAGCCAGUCAGUGGUAUCUGAGACCAAACUUCUCUCUAUUUGUAACAAUACAUCAUCCAGGGAAAUUGAACACUUAAAUUGCACCAAGUUGGAUAGCAGUAGAAUGACCAAAACUAAAUAUAUCUUUUGAGUGAUGAGAGUGAAAAAGGCGCUCCUUAAGAAUUUCUGCAUCUGCAAAUUUCUGUUUGUGUGUAACCACAGGCAGGAAGAAAUCAGCAGAAGUCGAAUAGAUCUUUGUCCAGUACCAUUAAAGGAAAGACUAAUAAUGAUGAGGAAAAUCAUGUGUCCACUAGAUUACACAUAGUUUCACUGUACAGCACUAAAUGGUAUUAUCCAUUCAAAUAUGUUAAAGUACAGUAGCAACAUUCCUUUCCUCAUCGUGACUGCUCGCAAAUGUAUACAAAUUUGCCUAUCUACAUGACCCAAAAGGAGUCAAAAAGCAGUCAUUGUGGACAACCACAUACAAGAUAUGCUGGACUAAAUAAUGUUUGGAACCAAGUAUGAAUGUCCCUUCAAAGACACAUGUCUUGAAGUGUAGAUCACUUUUGCUAUAUAAAAUGAAGAUAGAAUUUUAGCCUAGGUGUGCGCAGAGCUCACUUGCUAGUAAUCUCACUCAAGUAAUUCCCUCUGCAGGAAAAUGAAUAACUUUCACACUUGGAAAAGUCAAGCAUAAACACCACUUCAACUUUAGCAAAGAGAAAAAAAAGAAAACAUAUUCUGUAUGCUGGGAUUUCAAGGAAUACAGUCUGCUGUUACAAACCUGUGUUUUUUUCUGAUAAUUCUAGAGCCUGUUACCAUAAAGAGGCAUUUCUUGAAUGGCUGGUGGUAGUUAGUUCAUGUUUUUCAAUCCAAUUUGCAAUUGUAUUUGUUGCUGUAUAGUGACUGUUUUGCAAAAUAAAAUUGCUUGUCAUCUAA
Messenger RNA from Gavialis gangeticus (Gharial), 12042 nucleotides. It is a transcript of the gene MAP2, whose product is annotated as microtubule associated protein 2. NCBI's taxonomy places the organism in Eukaryota, Metazoa, Chordata, Crocodylia, Gavialidae. The record is from RefSeq and is a predicted model, not a curated record. Gene Ontology annotation, biological process: neuron projection development; microtubule cytoskeleton organization. Gene Ontology annotation, cellular component: neuron projection. Gene Ontology annotation, molecular function: microtubule binding. Bases 2090 to 8191 code for a protein of 2033 amino acids. The transcript is spliced from 19 exons.